Rosa rugosa (rugosa rose) is the source of this 1094-nucleotide messenger RNA. RefSeq names its product protein SRC2-like. NCBI's taxonomy places the organism in Eukaryota, Viridiplantae, Streptophyta, Magnoliopsida, Rosales, Rosaceae. The coding region runs from base 105 to 932 and encodes 275 amino acids. The transcript has a single exon. The record is from RefSeq and is a predicted model, not a curated record. Gene Ontology annotation, biological process: defense response.
CUCCCUCUCCAAAAAUAACAGUUCUCUGAUUCUCUCUCUCUCUCUCUCUUCAAUCUAAAUCUCAAGAUCUUCUUCAACAAUAUCCGAUUCGAUCUUCAUCAUCAAUGGAUUGCAGGCCUUUCGAAGUAACGGUGUUCGGCGCCAAUGACAUCAAGGACGUCAACAUGUUCUCCAAGAUGGACGUCUACGCCGUCGUCUCCGUCUCCGGUAACGGCUUCAGGAAGCAGAAGCUCCGCACCCCCGUCCACAAAGACGCCGGCACCAACCCCAAAUGGAACCACACCCUCAAGUUCACCCUCGACAACUCCGCCCUCGACCGCCUCAAAAUCAAAAUCAAGCUCAUCUCUGACCGCACCCUCGGCGACACCAAGAUCGGAAAGGCCGUGGUUCCGGUCAAGGACCUCCUGCAAAACGAGAAGAACGACAAGCACGUGACCUACCCGGUCCUGACUGCCAAGGGAAGACCCAAAGGCAGCGUCAGUUUCGGGUACAAGUUCGGCGAGAAAUUCACGGCGCCUCUUCCGGUCCUGCAUCAGGCCCACAAGAAGGCCCACGAGCCCGUUAUGGCGUACCCGGCGGGCCAUGCCGGGUCGAGCUCCGCUUACCCGCCACCCGGAGUGGCCCACCCGGUUUAUCAUCCUUACCCGCCUCAGCCACAACCGGGUUACGGGUACCCGCCGCAGCAGCAACCGGGUUACGGGUACCCGCCGCAGCAGCAGCCGGGUUACGGGUACCCGCCGGUAGUGCAGCCGGGUUAUGGGUACGUGCAGCAGCCGCAGAAGCCCAAAAGAGGAAGAGGGAACAUGGGGCUUGGGUUGGGAGCGGGACUGUUGGGUGGGUUGCUGAUCGGAGAUAUGGUUUCCGAUGUCGGUGAGAUGGGGGCGUAUGAUGCUGGUUAUGAUGAUGGUAUGGGUGAUGGGUUUGAUUUCUAGAAAGUUUCUAGACUAGGGGUUUCCAUUUGUUUGAUUUGUUACAUUUGUUUUCGGUUCUUAUUAGUAGUUUAGUUUUUAUGAAUAUGUAAAUGGGAGAGACUUUGAGAGAAGGUUUUGAGGGUUUAUAUGACGCUCAAUAAAUCAAUGGAGGUUUAUAGUUUA